Molecule: messenger RNA, 1548 nt
Organism: Colletotrichum higginsianum IMI 349063
Lineage: Eukaryota; Fungi; Ascomycota; Sordariomycetes; Glomerellales; Glomerellaceae
Product: WD repeat domain-containing protein
Exons: 1
Coding region: 1-1548 (515 amino acids)
Biological process (GO): mRNA splicing, via spliceosome
Cellular component (GO): U4/U6 x U5 tri-snRNP complex
Molecular function (GO): U4 snRNA binding; U6 snRNA binding; protein binding
Source: RefSeq, a predicted model, not a curated record
AUGAUGCACCCGUCGCGGCAAGCCUAUGUUGAGGAGGCGAUGGACGAGGAUCGAGGCAUUGCGCUGGAGGAUAUUCCCACGGAUCAUGACUACGAGAUCCCUUCCGCAUUCUCUGGCGCCGCGCCCGAAAAAGCCUCCGCCGUCCUGGCGCAGAUGGAGAGAAAGAAGUUGGCAGCAAGCAUUGCCGUGCCUACAGACGACAACCGAGUGCGCGCGAAGCUCAGAGAGAUGGGCGAGCCCAUCACAUUCUUCGGCGAAGGCAAGCCAGAACGCAGAGACCGUCUUCGCAACCUUCUUGCCAUUCAACACGAGAUGGCCGGUCUCGAAAGCGGCGACAUAGAAAUGGAAGACGCAGACGAGGACGGAGAAGAGCAGGACGAGGAAUUUUACACACCGGGCGGCCAGGCACUGCUGCAGGCGCGCAUCGACAUCACGAAAUAUUCACUCCCGAGAGCAAAACGGCGGAUCCAGUUCCAGAAGGCCGAAGCCUCGAUUCCUUUGCGCACACACGUCAAGUUCCGGAAACAGAUCAAGGACAAGCUGGAAGCCUUUGAGCUUCAAGGUAGUCAGACAGCCGGCGAUAGGCACAUCAGCAUGACGAGACUGUCGCCGAACGGAGAGAUCGUUGCGGUGGGCAACUGGGGUGGAGGCCUAAAGCUUAUUGAGGUUCCCAGUUUGGAGGCAAAGUUGAACCUCAGGGGACACACCCAGAAAAUCAGCGGUAUUACAUGGCGUCCUGGUUCUACGCUGACCGAAAGCAACGUGUCUCCGGACGCAGUGAACCUUGCAUCUGGAGGAGCUGAAGGCUCGGUGCACCUGUGGUCGUUGAAUCAGGAUACUCCCCUUUCAACCCUCACUGGCCAUGGCGGCAGAGUGUCCCGCGUUGAGUUUCAUCCUUCCGGCCGUUAUAUUGCGUCGGCUUCAGAUGAUACCACAUGGAGGCUCUGGGAUGUCGAGACGACUGCUGAGCUGCUGCUUCAGGAAGGUCACUCCAGAGGCGUUUACUCUGUCAGUUUCAACGCCGAUGGGUCCUUGUUGGCAAGCGCUGGUCUCGACAGCAUUGGCCGUAUUUGGGAUCUGCGAUCCGGACGAACUGUGAUGAUCCUUGAUGAGCAUAUCCAACCUAUUUACGCGCUCGACUGGGGUUCCGAGGGCCACAGGGUACUGUCAGGAUCGGCAGACGGCUGGAUCAAGUGUUGGGACAUUCGCAAGGUCCAGAGAACAGCAAACUUGGGAGCGCACGCGAAAGCUGUUUCCGACAUACGGUGGUUCAGGGGAUUGGACGACCCCAUCGAUGGGAACCCCCCUGGGACAGAUGAGAAAGGCGCGCAACAACCCAAGAAGGCCGGUACAUUCUUUGUGUCCAGCGGCUUUGACGCCAAGAUCAAGAUCUUCUCGGCCGACAAUUGGGGCGUCAUUCAGACGCUGAGCGGACAUUCUGGGCCUGUUGCCAGUGUCGAUGUGAGUAGAGACGGAAAAUGGAUCGUGAGUGGAGGACACGAUCGGACGGUUAAGCUUUGGGGCCGCAACGACGGUGAGGGUCUUUGA